This is a messenger RNA of Tetranychus urticae (two-spotted spider mite), 3634 nucleotides long. Its product is annotated as serine/threonine-protein phosphatase 2B catalytic subunit 2. Lineage: Eukaryota; Metazoa; Arthropoda; Arachnida; Trombidiformes; Tetranychidae. Gene Ontology annotation, biological process: calcineurin-mediated signaling. The record is from RefSeq and is a predicted model, not a curated record. Gene Ontology annotation, molecular function: calmodulin-dependent protein phosphatase activity.
GUUUCAGCGCAUGUCUCGUUAUGCUAGGACUUUUUUGCUAAAAUACAACCUAACUGGGUACAACAUAACUGGAUGUAGUACUGUAUUUAUAAUAUAUAUUGUGAAUUUAAAUUAACCUUCAAAGGCCAAAAUGUCUUCUGGUGGUGGUGUAACAACAACUUCAAAUUCAUCACAUUCAACUACAUCCAGCAAGUUAUCUACAACCGAGAGAGUGAUCAAAAGUGUACCUCUACCACCACCAAAUAAGUUAACCAUUGGAGAAGUCUAUGAUUCAAAGACUAAUAAACCUCGUCCAGAAGUGUUGAAAAAUCAUUUCAUUCUAGAGGGAAGAAUAGAUGAAAAUUGUGCUCUAAGGAUAAUCAAUGAGGGUGCCGCACUAUUACGAGCUGAGGAUACCAUGAUUAACAUUGAAGCACCGGCAACCGUAUGUGGUGAUAUACAUGGUCAAUUUUACGAUUUAAUGAAAUUAUUUGAAGUUGGAGGUUCCCCUUCAACCACGAAGUAUUUAUUUCUUGGUGAUUAUGUUGAUAGAGGAUAUUUCAGUAUUGAAUGUGUUCUCUAUUUAUGGGCAUUGAAAAUUAAUUACCCAAACACACUAUUUUUAUUGAGAGGUAACCAUGAAUGUCGCCAUUUAACAGAAUAUUUUACCUUUAAAACUGAAUGCAAAAUAAAAUACUCUGAAAGAGUGUACGACGCUUGCAUGAACGCAUUUGAUUGCCUUCCAUUGGCUGCUCUUAUGAAUGGUCAAUUUUUAUGUGUUCACGGAGGUUUAUCACCUGAAAUCCAUAGUCUCGAUGAUAUCAAGAGGUUAGACCGUUUUAAAGAGCCACCCGCUUUUGGGCCAAUGUGUGAUCUCUUAUGGUCUGACCCGUUAGAGGAUUUUGGUAACGAGAAAAGUGGUGUUGAGCAUUUUACUCAUAAUUCUGUUAGAGGUUGCUCGUACUUCUAUUCGUACGGUGCAUGUUGUGACUUUCUUCAGCAAAAUAAUUUAUUAAGCAUCAUUAGAGCCCAUGAAGCCCAGGAUGCAGGUUACCGGAUGUACCGUAAAUCAAACGUAACUGGUUUCCCAUCAUUGAUAACAAUAUUUAGUGCACCAAAUUAUCUGGAUGUGUACAAUAAUAAAGCUGCUGUCCUUAAAUAUGAAAAUAAUGUAAUGAACAUUAGGCAGUUUAAUUGUUCACCUCAUCCAUAUUGGUUGCCCAAUUUUAUGGAUGUUUUUACUUGGUCGUUACCUUUUGUUGGUGAAAAGGUUACCGAAAUGCUGGUCAAUGUACUCAAUAUUUGUUCAGAUGAUGAAUUGAUGCAUGAAGGGGAAGAAAACUUUGAAGGAUCAGAUGAAGCUAACAUGGCAAGCUCGGCUCGAAAAGAGGUUAUUCGCAACAAAAUUCGUGCAAUCGGUAAAAUGGCCCGAGUAUUUUCAGUCCUCAGAGAGGAAUCCGAAAGUGUUCUGCAACUAAAGGGUCUCACUCCGUCGGGAACUUUGCCUCUUGGGGCUCUCUCAGAGGGCAAAGAGUCUCUUCGUAAUGCUUUGGCUGGAUUCUCACCAAACCACAAAAUAACAAGCUUCGAGGAGGCGAAAGGUUUGGAUAAGAUCAAUGAAAGGAUGCCUCCACGGAAAGAUCAGCCCCAGCCUCAGCCACCUGCACAGCAACCGAAACAACAGCAACAGCAAGAACAGCAACAACAAUAAUCCAACUUUAAUAAUGUCCGUUUAAAAACAAAAAAACCUGAAAAAUCCGUUUUUCUUUUGCUUCUUUGUGUCAAUUGUUUUUGUUUUUUUUGCCACUUUUCUUCUUGUUCAACAAUUCAAAUCAUCAAUUAACCAGCAAUUGAUUAACUCAAUAUUUCCGAUGUGCAAGAAUGUUUUAUCUAUCUAAACAUCUAAUCAAACCCAAACGCAUAGUAAAUAGAUGUUAACUCUUUUCCAAGAAAAGCUACUUUUUUCCCGUUUUUUUUUCUCUUCUUAUUGCUUGAUCUUUUCCUAUUUUGUUUUCCCUUUUUACCCAAGCAAAUCCCCAUUCAUGAUGAUGAUUCUGACGGUGAUGAUGAUGAUGAUGAUGAUGAUGACGAUAAUGAUGAUAAUAAUGUUGGGAAAGUUGAGUUAGUCUUGGAACAUGAAAAUGUUUCAAUGAAAUCACUUGAGUAAAAUUAUCUCCUCUAUUAACCCUUUUGUCUUGCUUUUACUUUUGCAUCCAAACUAAUGUCAAGUGAACAUGAUAAAGCUAACCAUGAAUCCCAAUAGAUUUACAGAAAAGUGAAAAUUGAAAUAUCAAAAAAGAACAGGAUGAAACGAAAUUUUUGAUAGCAAAUGAAAGACUAAAAUUAAUCAACUAAUCAACCUUUUACUGUGUUUUGUUCAUCAAAUUAAAAUUACGAGUCGAGAUUAUUGGUCGACUAUAAAAAGGACUAAGAGCAUAAAAUGUUUGAGACAAAAACAGAGACAGAAAUUAAUGAUUAAAAUGAAUGUUGAAUAUCAAAUGGAUUCAUCCUCAAAUUGUCAUCAUCAUGAAGUGCAACAGUAAUGAUUGAGAAACCUAAUUGUUGUUAGGCUUUUCUUGCCUUAAACUAUCACUGACCAAAGAGUAAUAAAGAGAUAAAUAAAAAGCAUUUGAGAGGACAAAAGUUCCUAAUUGAAUCAAGUGAAAGGGUUUAAUUUGAAAACUAACAUUUACAUGAAAAACAUAAAUUGAAGAUUAAAAUUUUUCUACUCUUUGGUCAUUGAUUAUUUGCUUUCAAUGCUACUUUUGUUGAAGAGUUGCGAUGAUGAUUCAAGUGAUGAAGUUGAUGAAGGUUAAAAUGUGAUGAAAAAUGCAAAUGAAAAUGAAGAUGAAACUGGUGAAGAUGAAGAUUAUGAUGAAGAAAAGGUUUACUUAAGAGGGUGAAAUGUUAGCUCUUAGACUAUUUUCCGGUCUCAUCUUGACCUACCUUAAGGGUGUAACUCACUUGAACCUGCUCAAAGUAGCAAGUAACCAGGAUAAUCUUGACAAAGAUUAAACUCUUUUCCUUGUCCAGUUUAACCCAAAAUUAUUGACUGACAAUUGAACCUUAUGUUGACUCGUCAACACAUUUUCAGAUUUUUACUCUAAAUUCAGGUAAUCCAUGAUGAGAUAAUCUUGUCUAAUAAUAAUUUCUUUUCUUUUUUUUUGUUUCUUCUCUUGUUCCAGUUGCAAAGUGUUACACCCUUUAAUUAUUGAUGUCAGUUUGGAUCAUCAUUUUACUGAUGAUUCAUUUCAUUUUCUGCUUCAUUUUCCAGAUUUCAAACCUUUUACAUCUAUUUUGCUCUCUCUCUUGUACUCUCCCGCUUUCCCUGUCUCUCUCUCUCUGCUCUCUUUCUCUCUGUAUUAUCACCAUCUUCAUGAUCAUCAUCAUCAUGAUUCUCCUUCAUCACCACCAUUAUCACCAUCAUUAUCAUCUUCAUCUUGUUUCAUCCUCAUUAUCACCUUUCAUCAUCAUCAUCUUCAUAUUUGGGUUGAAAAUUAUGCCCAUAAACCAGACAAAAAGACACCUUAUUGUUCACUUUCUUGCACCUAACUCAAUCCCGUUUCUUUUCACUCAACUUAACCAACAUCUGACUCUGAUGUAUUAUAUACUAUUUAUUCAAUUAUCGCAAUUAAACAUUUAACCUUCAAUUUAA